CCAUCCAACCAGUGACCCGUCGGAUCUACACGGGUAAACCAAAGUAAACCAGAAAAUCCCAAAAAUGAAACGCGAUUUGUAAUCGUUUCUCGAAUCUGUUUAUAUUUUCCGAUUUCUCAUUUCCUUUAAACAUUUUUUCGAGCCAUUUUUUCAUUCUCUCGGUCUCGAAACUCUUCAGUUUCUCUCUAUCUCUCGCGAAACUCAAGAGAAGAAGCAGAUCUCUCAUCUCAUCGAGGCAUCUCGAUCUCGGUUUCGCCAAACAAGGAGAAGAGGAACUGAAAAUGGUGAAGACGAAAUGGACGAGGAAGAAGAAGAAAACGAAACCAUUGAAGGAUAUAACAUCUCCAUUGAAAGAUAUUGAGAUUCCGAAAGAGAUUGAGAAAGAGAAGAAGAACGAUGUGAAUCUCGUUGAAGAUAAAGAAAAAGAGGCGAACCCUGUUGAAGAUAAAGAUUCUGAGAUGGAGACGAACACUAAUGAAGAGAACGAGACCGAAGAGAGAGUUGAUGAUGAAGAGGCGAACAAGGUUCAAAGUGAUGUAGAGGAAGAAGAUGAACAGAGGUCAGAGGAGGAAGAGAGGUCAGAGGAAGAACAGGAACAUAGGUCAGAGGAGGAAGAGAGGUCAGAAGAGGAAGAGAGGUCAGAGGAAGGAGAGGAAGAGAGGUCAGAGGAGGAACAGAGGUCAGAGGAGGAACAGAGGUCAGAGGAGGAAGAGCGGUCAGAGGAAGAAGAGGAAAGAGAGGAAAGAGAGGAAGGAGAGGAAGAGAGGUCAGAAGAAGAGGCGAACUUGGAUGAGAGCAAUGAUGGAAGAAGAGAAGGACGUAGGGAAGAAGGAAGUAGGGAAGAAGAAAUUUACAAUGUAGACAAUUUCUUAGCAUUUGAGGCCAUCGAGAAAUUGGGGGAGAAAUUCCGAGAGCGAGUACCAGAUGAAGACGUACACCCAACAUGUCCAAGGAUGUGCCGAUCAAUGUUCAAGAGAAGUGAAAUGAAGGGAUUUCCACUAGAGAAAAUAAAUAAAGCACUCGGUGAUACUACGGACAUUGAGAACAUCUUGGCUUGUACCGACGAAGACAAGACUCUACUAGAUGGGAUAACAGAACCAGAAGACAUCAGAGAUAAGGAUGACACGAUUGUGGAGAGUUGGAUGAAGGUGGUGGAGAGGGGUUAUGUUGUUAGGUUUGAAGAUAUGUUGAAGGAAGAUGUGGCUGCUAGACAAGCCCCUCCCCCUGAGCCUCAACUUAUUAGUUUGAAGAUAUGUUGA
Raphanus sativus (radish) is the source of this 1259-nucleotide messenger RNA. RefSeq lists its product as uncharacterized. NCBI's taxonomy places the organism in Eukaryota, Viridiplantae, Streptophyta, Magnoliopsida, Brassicales, Brassicaceae. The transcript has 4 exons. The record is from RefSeq and is a predicted model, not a curated record. The coding region runs from base 282 to 1259 and encodes 325 amino acids.